Molecule: messenger RNA, 3537 nt
Organism: Lethenteron reissneri (Far Eastern brook lamprey)
Lineage: Eukaryota; Metazoa; Chordata; Hyperoartia; Petromyzontiformes; Petromyzontidae
Product: zinc finger protein 585A-like
Biological process (GO): regulation of transcription by RNA polymerase II
Cellular component (GO): transcription regulator complex; chromatin; PcG protein complex
Molecular function (GO): RNA polymerase II cis-regulatory region sequence-specific DNA binding; DNA-binding transcription factor activity, RNA polymerase II-specific
Source: RefSeq, a predicted model, not a curated record
AUGGGGUUGGGUUCCCACCUCCGACAUCGCGGCGACAAGCUGCGCCGCCGACUGCAACAGUUGCCCAAACUGGCCCGCGAGGAGACGCCAGCUGCCACCUACUACUGCUCUGGUCAGCCGGGCUCCACGGGACGCAUCUCCUGGGCCCCGGACUCCGGGGACAUUGCGGAGAGACCUCUUCCGGGCUGUCCUCGUCGUCUGAUCUUGCCACAGGCAUUUGCACAGUCAUCAACUCUUCAAACUCAUCAGAGAACACACACGGGCGAGAAGCCAUUCCUGUGCCCUCUGUGUGGGAAGACAUUUGCACACUCAUCACAUCUUCAGAGUCACCAGAGAACACACACGGGCGAGAAGCCAUUCCUGUGCCCUGUGUGUGGGAAGGCAUUUGCACGCUCAUCAAACAUGAACAGACACCAGAGAACACACACGGGCGAGAAGCCGUUCCUGUGCUCUGUGUGCGGGAAGACAUUUGCACACUCAUCACAUCUUCAGAGUCACCAGAGAACACACACGGGCGAGAAGCCGUUCCUGUGUACUGUGUGUGGGAAGACAUUUGCACAGUCAUCACAUCUUCAGAGUCAUCAGAGAACACACACGGGCGAGAAGCCAUUCGUGUGCCCUGUGUGUGGGAAGACAUUUUCAAAGUCAUCAAAUCUUCAUAGUCAUCAGAGAACACACACGGGCGAGAAGCCAUUCCUGUGCCCUGUGUGUGGGAAGACAUUUUCCAAGUCAUCAAAUCUUCAUAGUCAUCAGAGAACACACACGGGCGAGAAGCCAUUCCUGUGCCCUGUGUGUGGGAAGACAUUUGCAGACUCAUCAACCAGGAACAGGCAUAAGCCAUUCAAUUGCUCUGUGUGUGGGAAGGCAUUUUCAUGGUCAUCAAGUCUUAAGAGACACCAGAAAACACACACGGGUGAGAAGCCAAUCCUGUGCUCUGUGUGUGGGAAAACAUUUGCACACUCAUCACAUCUUCAGAGUCAUCAGAGAACACACACGGGCGAGAAGCCAUUCCUGUGCCCUGUGUGUGGGAAGGCAUUUGCACAGUCGUCAACUCUUCAAAACCAUCAGAGAACACACACGGGCGAUAAGCCAUUCCUGUGCCCUGCGUGUGGGAAGGCAUUUUCACAGUCGUCAACUCUUAACAGGCAUCAGAAGAGACGCUCUCCACAGCCCCACGCACACGGGGGCAAGGAACAAUUCAAUUGCUCUGUGUGUGGGAAGGCAUUUUCAUGGUCAUCAAGUCUUAAGAGACACCAGAGAACACACACGGGUGAGCAGCCAUUCCUGUGCUCUGUGUGUGGGAAAACAUUUGCACACUCAUCACAUCUUCAGAGUCAUCAGAGAACACACACGGGCGAGAAGCCAUUCCUGUGCCCUGUGUGUGGGAAGACAUUUGCACAGGCAUCACAUCUUCAGAGUCAUCAGAGAACACACACGGGCGAGAAGCCAUUCCUGUGCCCUGUGUGCGGGAAGACAUUUGCACAAUCGACAACUCUUCAAACUCAUCAGAGAACGCACACGGGCGAGAAGCCAUUCCUGUGCCCUGUGUGUGGGAAGGCAUUUGCACGGUCAUCAACUCUUCAAACUCAUCAGAGAAUGCACACGGGCGAGAAGCCAUUCCUGUGCCCUGUGUGUGGGAUGACAUUUGCAAAGUCAUCAAAUCUUCAUAGUCAUCAGAGAACACACACGGGCGAGAAGCCAUUCCUGUGCCCUGUGUGUGGGAAGACAUUUGCAAAGUCAUCAAAUCUUCAUAGUCAUCAGAGAACACACACGGGCGAGAAGCCAUUCCUGUGCCCUGUGUGUGGGAAGGCAUUUGCAGACUCAUCAACUCUUCAUAGUCAUCAGAGAACACACACGGGCGAGAAGCCAUUCCUGUGCCCUGUGUGUGGGAAGGCAUUUGCAGACUCAUCAACUCUUAAUAGUCAUCAGAGAACACACACGGGCGAGAAGCCAUUCCUGUGCCCUGUGUGUGGGAAGACAUUUGCAAAGUCAUCAAAUCUUCAUAGUCAUCAGAGAACACACACGGGCGAGAAGCCAUUCCUGUGCCCUGUGUGUGGGAAGGCAUUUGCAGACUCAUCAACUCUUCAUAGUCAUCAGAGAACACACACGGGCGAGAAGCCAUUCCUGUGCUCUGUGUGUGGGAAGAAAUUUUCACGGCCAUCACAUCUUCAAGCUCAUCAGAAAACACACACUGGCGAGAAGCAAUUCCCGUGCUCUGUGUGUGGGGAGGCAUUUGCACGGUCAUCAACUCUUCAGAGUCACCAGAAAACACACACGGGCGAGAGGCCAUUCCUGUGCCCUGUAUGUGGGAAGACAUUUGCACAGGCAUCAACUCUUCAAACUCAUCAGAGAACACACACGGGCAAGAAGCCAUUCCUUUGCUCUGCUGAGCACGUACAGGACGAGGCGGUUGAAGAACUACUAGCUGCGGGCCCUACUCUGGGGGACGCGGAGAGAGACAAACUGGAAAGCCCCGUCACCCUGGAGGAGCUGCACACUGCCAUGAAAAGUCUGGCAGCUGGCAAAUCCCCAGGGAUCGAUGGGCUGCCAGUUGAGUUCUACGAAACUUUCUGGGAUGUACUCGGCCCUUGCCUGCUGGGGCUGCUGGAGGAGAGCCUGCGGGACGGGGAACUCCCGCAGAGCUGCAGGAGGGCGGUGGUCACCCUGUUGCCUAAGAAGGGGGACCUGCGUCGCAUAGAAAACUGGCGGACCGUCUCCCUCCUGUGUGCCGACUAUAAAAUAUUCGCCAAGGCGCUGGCAAACCGCCUCAAAGAGGUGGUGGAUCAGCUCGUGCAACCCGAGCAGGCGUAUUGCAUCCCCGGCCGCUGCAUCUAUGACAACAUCGGCACGGUCAGGGAUGUGAUCUCCCUCGCGGAUAUGCACGACGUGGAUGCGGGUCUCCUAUUCAUGGACCAGGAGAAGGCGUUCGACAGGGUGAGCCACGAGUACCUGAGAAGACUGCUCCUCUCCUUCGGGGUCCCGGGGCCGGAGAACGCAGUCAUAAAGCUCUCCGCAUAUGCGGACGACGUAUGCGCCGUGAUCAACGACGCGCAGGACGUCGCUGCACUCUGCCGGGCGGUGGAGGUCUAUGAAAAGGCCUCCUGCGCCAAAGUCAACUGGCGGAAGUGUGAGGCGUUAUGGAUGGGGUCACAAGAGCCUGUUGGAGGCGUGGCGGAGCCUGGAAUGGAGCAGGGCGAGCCCGCUUUCCAGGAGUUGCGCGUCUCCUGCAUCCAGCCCCCCGGGCGCUGUGAGGCAGGGAGGUUGCUCAAGCUCGCGAACUGCAGAGACGUGGCCCUCAAGGGUGCCUCCAAGCGGGUGCUAAAACAGCUCUACAAGGCCCCCGUUGCAAAGCGCAGCGGGGACCUCCAGUGGAGGCUGGCGCAUUGGACGCUGCCCUCGGCGGCGUGGAUCAGCAAGGUCACCCCGGGGGCAUCAGACCUGUGCGUGUUCUGUGGCGCGAGGGAGGACCUCGCCCACCAGUACGUGGGGUGCUCGCGGCUGGACCCGCUGUUCAGACUCCUGGGAGCCGUGUUUUAA